Didymodactylos carnosus is the source of this 414-nucleotide messenger RNA. NCBI's taxonomy places the organism in Eukaryota, Metazoa, Rotifera, Eurotatoria, Philodinida, Philodinidae. The record is from the annotation of a GenBank genome assembly.
AUGCACAAGCAAAUUCGAGGAAUAUGUUUAAUGUCAGCGGAUAUUCGAGAUAUUGUAACUGAUGUCGUCGCAGUAUCACGAAUUAAGAAUGCUGCGCAAGCUAAUCCAACAUCCCUUAUUCGAAUCGAUUUAUCAAAUGCAACUGCUGGUAAUGAUUUAUUAAAGAAGCAAAAAUUCAUUGUUACACCGUUCGCUUAUUCUGUUAUUGAGUAUAUUCCACCAGUAAAAAUAAUCCGAUGUUUUAAACGUCUACAACUCGGAUAUUACGCAAACGAAUGUAAUAAUCAAAUAAAACGUGGAAGAUGCAGUGGUAGCCAUGGACUGGAUAAAUGUACAAAUACAACUCUGAAUUGUUCAAAUUGCGAAGAUGCUCACAAACUCACCUAUCCCGGAUGCAAAGCGCGUUUACAUUAA